Messenger RNA from Cheilinus undulatus (humphead wrasse), 3442 nucleotides. RefSeq names its product striatin interacting protein 1 (gene strip1). The coding region runs from base 22 to 2469 and encodes 815 amino acids. Lineage: Eukaryota; Metazoa; Chordata; Actinopteri; Labriformes; Labridae. Gene Ontology annotation, cellular component: cytosol. The transcript has 20 exons. The record is from RefSeq and is a predicted model, not a curated record. Gene Ontology annotation, biological process: cytoskeleton organization.
AUCGCUGCUCCCCAAAAAAUUAUGGACGUCGGUGGGAACGGUGGUGGGCUUCCUGUAAACAAUAAACAGAGAGCCAUGAUACCUAAUAAAAGUAGAGGCGAAUUUACCCGCAACCCAAGGAAAGAUUCAGAGGGGCUGUCAGAGUCUCCAGACCUUGAGUUUGAAUAUGCUGAUACAGACAAGUGGGCCGCAGAGUUGUCAGAGCUGUACAGUUAUACAGAAGGACCGGAGUUCGCUCUUAACAGGAAAUGCUUUGAAGUGGAAUUUAGGACACAUGUUGCUGAGAAGAAGUGGACAGAGCUGGGUGCAGCUGAGCACAGAGCUCACGCCAUGCGCCUGUUGGAUGGUCUGGAAGUGAUCGCACGAGAGAAGAGGCUGAAGGUUGCCAGAGCUAUUCUUUACAUGGCUCAGGGAACAUUUGCAGAUUGCAGCUCUGAGGCAGAGGUGCAGCACUGGAUGAGAUACAACAUCUUUCUGCUGUUGGAUGUGGGCGCCUUCUCUGCUCUGGUGGAACUGCUCAACAUGGAGAUCGAUAACAGUGCUGCCUGUAGCAGUGCUGUCAGAAAACCUGCCAUCUCCCUCGCUGACAGCACUGAUCUCAGGGUGCUGCUCAAUAUAAUGUACCUGAUGGUGGAAACAAUACAACAGGAUGACCCAGCCGACAAACCUGAAUGGAAAAUCAUUAGGGAGACUUUCAAAACAGAGCUAGGCUCUCCUCUUUUUAACAACGAGCCCAUUUCUGUCAUGCUCUUCGGUAUGGUUACUAAGUUCUGCAGUGGUCAUGCCCCUCACUUCCCCAUGAAGAAGGUGCUAUUGCUGUUAUGGAAGAGCAUACUGUUCACUCUGGGAGGGUUUGAGCAGCUUCAAAGCAUAAAGGUUUGUAAGCGAGAGCAGAUGGGUCUGCCUCCUCUCCCAGAGGACAGCAUUCGAGUCGUGCGCAGCAUGAGGGCGGCUUCUCCUCCGGCGUCUGCAUCCGACCUCAUCGAGCAGCAGCAGAAACGGGCACGUCGUGAACACAAGGCGCUGAUCAAACAGGACAAUCUAGAUGCAUUUAACGAGAAGGAUCCCUACAAGGCGGACGACUCUCGUGAGGAUGAGGAUGACAACGACGACAAUGACAACUCAAUAGAGGGAGAGACUUUCCCUCUUGAGAGGGACGAGGUGAUGCCUCCGCCUAUUCCUCACCCUCCUUCAGAGAGGGUGUCCUUCCCCAAAGGUCUGCCGUGGGCUCCUAAAGUCAGGGAAAAGGACAUUGAAAAUUUCCUGGAAUCAAGUAGGAGUAAAUUUAUCGGAUACACACUUGGAAAUGAUACAGAUACUGUUGUUGGCUUGCCCCGGCCUAUUCAUGAAAGCAUAAAGACAUUAAAACAGCACAAAUAUGUAUCCAUAGCUGAGAUUCAGAUUGCAAAAGAAGAGGAGUUUCAGAAAACCCCUCUAUCUGGGGGUGAAGAGGAGGUAGAACUGUCCUCCACUGAGCUGCUAUAUCAGGGAAUUCUGCCGAGUCUUCCUCAGUAUAUGAUUGCGUUGCUGAAGAUUCUCCUCGCGGCUGCUCCAACUUCCAAAGCCAAAACAGACUCCAUCAACAUCCUGGCAGACGUGCUACCAGAGGAGAUGCCAACUACUGUACUUCAAAGCAUGAAGCUCGGUGUUGAUGUGAACCGGCACAAAGAGAUCAUUGUGAAGGCGAUCUCUGCCAUCCUGCUACUGCUUUUGAAACACUUUAAACUCAACCAUAUCUACCAGUUUGAGUACAUGGCUCAGCACCUGGUGUUUGCAAACUGCAUCCCCCUCAUCCUGAAGUUCUUUAACCAGAACAUCAUGUCCUACAUCACUGCUAAAAACAGCAUUUCUGUUUUGGACUUUCCUUAUUGUGUGGUGCACGAGCUCCCGGAGUUAACAGCUGAGAGUUUGGAAGCAGGAGACAACAAUCAGUUUUGCUGGAGGAAUCUGUUCUCCUGUAUUAACCUGCUCAGAAUCCUCAACAAACUCACAAAAUGGAAACACUCCAGAACAAUGAUGCUGGUGGUGUUUAAGUCCGCUCCCAUCCUGAAGAGGGCGCUGAAGGUCAAACAGGCCAUGAUGCAGUUAUACGUCCUCAAGCUGCUCAAAGUGCAGACCAAAUACCUCGGACGGCAGUGGAGGAAAAGCAACAUGAAGACCAUGUCAGCUAUCUAUCAGAAGGUCCGACAUCGACUCAACGAUGAUUGGGCCUACGGAAAUGAUCUGGAUGCUCGUCCCUGGGACUUCCAGGCUGAGGAGUGUGCACUGCGGGCCAACAUCGAGCGCUUCAACAGUCGCCGAUAUGACAAGAACCACAGCAACCCGGACUUCCUGCCUGUGGACAACUGUCUGCAGAGCGUGCUGGGACAGAGAGUGGACCUGCCUGAAGACUUCCAAAUGAACUAUGACCUCUGGCUGGAGCGGGAGGUCUUCUCCAAACCUAUCUCAUGGGAAGAGCUGCUCCAAUGAGAAUAGAUGACAACAGUUUCACAAAUGGGCAACAGUGCUCUCCCUGAUUAGGGGUCACAGCAUCAUGUUUCAUGUUCUGUACAGGUUCAGAUGGUUAGACUUUUGAUUAACACAUUUUACACUUAAAUCAAUCCUCCACACAGAAAAUGAACUAGGGAUACUUUCCCUCAACAAUGACACCCACAGUUUUCACCGACCGUGAUUUUAGACCUAAAUGUGUUUCCAUAUGUGGACCUGAACUCUGCCGAGCACUACCCCAUGCCUCUUACCUGCUCUAGGUCAGUAAGUUCGACCUCAAAGCACUACAUGAAAGUACGAUCUCUCUUUACUGAAAGGUGUUUAUUUCAAAGAAAUGGUAUGAAUUUAGUGCUUAGAUUCAAACUGAGGUGUGUGAUUUGUUGAAGUCACAGCAGAUUAAACAUGAUAGCAGAUGUGACAUUUCCUAGUAAGCUGACUUUGAGGUGAAAGGAAUGGCCACUUUUAGUCAUAAUUUCUGUAUAAUAAACACAUGCAUUACUUUUUAAAAGUGAUAACUUAAGAAGGUUACACUUCUGUUUACUUGAUUCAUCCUUUGUUCAUUUGUUGUGUUUUAUUGAAUUCUGACUUUCUCUCCUGCGUGCUGCCAACACAUUUACUCUGGGACCAUUAAUGCAUCAGGGUGAGUGGAAAUAAAAAUACAGCCUUGUUUUUAGUCUGAACAAAAUAUCUUAACCUAACUUUGUGGUGUCAAGUUGCACAUGUUCCCACAUUUAGAUUGAACGUAAGAAACAUUUUCAAAGCUUCACAGACUGAACCAAGGGAACAACUCUGAUUACUGAACCAUUUUCCUCCUUUUCUACCUUUAAGCUUUUGUGUUUUAUUAAAAACAAGGUUACAGUGAUAGGAGUACAUGUAUAUUGUUUUACUUAUUUAUCAUGCCUUCUUUUUGUUUUACAUUGACUUAAGUACUGUAAUAAAUCAGGAUGUCAGUCUU